AUGGUUAAUGGCAUUUGUCGGUUACCGGUUAUCAAAUUGAAAUUUGCUCAAGAUAUCACGUGGAACGCUCGUGGGUGUUGUGCAUGGAUUCAUAGAAUCAUAGCUGACUUGAGAAUAGAGAUCCAUUUCAUCAUUGACUUCCCCUCUGCUGGGAAGGGAAGCUUCGUCGUAGCGAUGGAACGCAGAGAUGAGAGCAACACGCUCGUGGGUGUUGUCCCAAAUUGCCAUUUCAGCGUGCCACAUGUAAGUGUCAUUUGCAUUCUAGUCAUCAUAAUAGCCAACAAACUGUCUCCCAGAACGAUGUCUGUAGAACCUGGUCCAAGUGUUUGGGCGUCUUUAGUUACUGCUUCUGUGUUGCAUGAGAAUCGUGACAUGCAAGAUCUAGCUUACAGGUUCCUUAUUCAACUAGAACCCAAAAACCCUUCAAAUUAUAUUUCGCUAUCGAACUUCUAUGCCUCUUCUAGGAGGUGGGACGUUGUAGCUGAAAUGAGAAGAAGAAUGAUGAAAGAAAGAGGUUUGAAGAAGGCACCUGGGUGCAGCUGGAUAAGCAUUAAUUCAAAGACUCAUUGUUUCUAUGUUGCUGAUAAAGCACAUCCUUGUUCUAAUUCGAUCUAUCAGAUGCUUGACUACCUUAUCUUAGUGAUGAAGGGAGCCUGCUAUUCCUGA
This is a messenger RNA of Prunus armeniaca (apricot), 666 nucleotides long. The record is from the annotation of a GenBank genome assembly. Lineage: Eukaryota; Viridiplantae; Streptophyta; Magnoliopsida; Rosales; Rosaceae.